CAGCAGUCCCAUUGCAUUCAAGUGUCUCUUCUUCUAUUUCUCUCUCCAUUUCUAGUGAUCACUUGUGGAAGCUUUUCAUGUUCAUGAUGAGUGGGAUAAAAAGUUGGCAGCUGCUUGUAUUUGGGUUGCUUUGUUCUUGCAAUUUCAUUAGUGUUCUUACCGAGGAUCCUUACCGAUUCUUCGACUGGAAUAUUACGUAUGGCGACAUUUAUCCACUCGGCAUAAAACAACAGGGAAUUCUUAUUAAUGGACAAUUUCCAGGGCCGGAUAUAUACUCAGUCACCAAUAACAAUCUCAUUAUUAAUGUGCAUAAUAGCUUGCCAGAGCCUUUUCUUAUUUCAUGGAAUGGGGUUCAGCAGAGGAGAAAUUCAUAUCAAGAUGGGGUAUAUGGAACAACUUGUCCAAUUCCUCCAGGCAAGAACUUCACUUACACAUUACAAGUCAAAGAUCAAAUUGGCAGCUUUUACUACUUCCCAUCUCUUGCAUUCCACAAGGCAGCUGGUGGCUUCGGCGGCAUCAGGAUCCUUAGCAGGCCUUUGAUUCCUGUCCCCUUCCCUGAACCUGCCGACGAUUUCACCGUUCUUAUCGGAGAUUGGUAUCUCACCAACCACACGAAAUUGAAGGCCGUUUUAGAUCGGGGGCACAGGCUUCCUUUCCCAAAUGCCAUUCUGAUCAACGGGCGUGGACCUAAUGCUACAACUUUCACUUUCGAACAAGGGAAAACUUACAGGCUCAGGAUAUCCAAUGUGGGCCUUCAAAAUUCACUCAAUUUUCGGAUUCAAGGCCACAAGAUGAAGCUUGUUGAAGUUGAAGGGACCCACACAAUUCAGACAACCUAUUCAUCCCUGGAUGUCCACGUUGGCCAAUCAUAUUCAGUGUUAGUCACAGCUGAUCAGCCAGCUCAGGACUAUUACAUUGCUGUGUCAACUCGUUUCACCACCAAGGUUCUUACCUCCACUGCUAUUCUUCACUAUAGCAACUCCGGCAAGACAGUCUCCGGUCCAGUUCCCGGCGGACCCACCACCCAGAUCGAUUGGUCACUUGAACAAGCUCGCUCUAUUAGGACAAACCUGACAGCAAGCGGACCAAGACCAAAUCCUCAGGGAUCAUACCACUAUGGACUGAUAAACAUUAGCAGAACAAUCAAGCUUGAAAGCUCAGCAGCUCAGGUUAAUCGCAAGCAGAGAUAUGCAGUUAACAGCGUAUCGUUUGUCCCUGCUGAUACUCCCCUGAAGCUCGCCGACUACUUUAAGAUUGGCGGCGUUUUUAAGGUUGGAAGCAUAUCAGAUUAUCCAACUCGCAAGCAGAUGUAUCUUGACACUUCAGUCAUGGGCGCUGAUUUCAGGGCCUUCGUUGAGAUUGUGUUUCAGAAUCAUGAGAAUAUUAUCCAGAGCUGGCACCUCGAUGGAUACUCCUUCUGGGUAGUCGGAAUGGAUGGAGGAGUUUGGACGCCGGCGAGCCGUGAUCAAUACAAUCUUAGAGAUGCAGUAUCACGUUGCACUACACAGGUGUAUCCCAAGUCAUGGACUGCCAUUUAUGUAGCACUUGAUAAUGUGGGAAUGUGGAAUGUGAGGAGUGAAUUUUGGGCAAGGCAAUACCUAGGACAGCAAUUUUAUCUGAGGGUUUACUCACCAGUGGAAUCAACAAGAGAUGAAUAUCCAAUUCCCAAAAAUGCCCUUCUCUGUGGGAGAGCCAUUGGCAAAACUACACGACCUCUUUAAACAAAGUUUCUGCUGAAUUAUACAAAUCUUUGCUCUUUUCUAUGACCCUCAACUCAGGGUCUUAUUCUUUUUUCAUUUAUAUUUGUAUUUAAUAAGUUUAUUUUAGUUUAUAGCUAUGAAAUUUCUUUAUUCACAAA
Messenger RNA from Manihot esculenta (cassava), 1858 nucleotides. Its product is annotated as L-ascorbate oxidase homolog. NCBI's taxonomy places the organism in Eukaryota, Viridiplantae, Streptophyta, Magnoliopsida, Malpighiales, Euphorbiaceae. The transcript has 7 exons. The record is from RefSeq and is a predicted model, not a curated record. Gene Ontology annotation, molecular function: oxidoreductase activity; copper ion binding. The coding region runs from base 78 to 1721 and encodes 547 amino acids.